Messenger RNA from Coffea arabica (coffee), 1054 nucleotides. NCBI's taxonomy places the organism in Eukaryota, Viridiplantae, Streptophyta, Magnoliopsida, Gentianales, Rubiaceae. The record is from RefSeq and is a predicted model, not a curated record.
ACCAAUUAGGGGCCUCAGCUCCCUCUCUUAGGCCCCAUGGUCGGUGAUUAAUAUUGGAAAUGCCAGUUUUGGCUUACAAUUCUAUGCACUAUAUAAAGAAGAUCAUUGUGGAACUUCAUAAGCCAACAAGUUUUAGUGAUCGGAAACAAUGGUGAAGAUAGUUUUUGGUAGCUUUGGUGACUCUUUUAGUGUUGGUUCAUUAAAGUGUUAUUUAGCUGAGUUUAUUGCCACUCUUCUCUUCGUUUUUGCUGGUGUUGGAUCAGCAAUAGCCUACAAUAAGCUCACAUCGGAUGCAGCUCUAGACCCAGCUGGUCUAGUGGCAGUGGCCGUGGCUCAUGGAUUGGGGUUGUUCGUGGGGGUGGCCAUUGCGGCCAACAUUUCUGGUGGCCACUUGAAUCCGGCAGUGACCUUUGGAUUGGCAAUUGGAGGAAACAUAACUAUUCUAACUGGCCUCUUCUACUGGAUUGCCCAGUUGCUUGGUUCCAUUCUUGCUUGCGCCCUCCUCAAAUUUGUUACUAAUGGCUUGGCAAUUCCUACACAUAACGUUGCCUCAGGAAUGAAUGGAUUUGAAGCCUUGGUGAUGGAAAUAGUCACUACAUUUGGUCUUGUGUACACAGUCUAUGCCACGGCAGCCGACCCCAAGAAAGGGUCCCUUGGAAUAAUUGCACCAAUUGCAAUUGGGUUCAUUGUUGGAGCUAACAUUUUAGCUGCUGGCCCAUUCAGUGGUGGAUCCAUGAACCCAGCAAGAUCAUUUGGCCCAGCCGUUGUUAGCGGAAACUUCGGGGAUAACUGGAUCUAUUGGAUCGGCCCACUUAUUGGUGGAGCAUUGGCUGGGCUAAUAUAUGGCGAUGUCUUCAUUAGUUAUUAUCAGGCACUCCCGGCCACCCAAGAAUACACGGCCUGAGCGGCCUAUCUCGUUUUUAAUAUGGGCUUUUUUGUAUUUUGUGUCGUUGAGCUUGUAAAUUUUUCUCUCUUUCUUUCUUUAAGAAACCUUUGUGGUUUUUUCCUUCUCAAAUAAAAAAAGAUGUUUAAAGUGCAAAAUUAUGUCAAAUUG